GGAGCGAGAUGGUGGUUGGUGGUGGCAGCGGCUAGCCGAGGCCGGAGGGCGCUGGAGGUGGCAGUAGUGUGGCGGCAGCACCUGCAGCCAGUCAGUUGGUGUGUGUGGUGACGGCUGCAAGGAGGUGCGUGGCGACCCUCCGCACAGAACACAGUGCUCGGGGAAAAAGAAAAACUGGAAAGAAUUCAUGCCAUUCACUUGCAAUUCACGGUUGCGUAAUAUAAUUUCUGGGACGAGAGCGAGGAGCCACAAAUGUGAACCGCAGUGGGAGGAGAAGGAGGAAGAGCCCCUGCGUGCCCCGGCGAAGUCACUCCCAGAGGCCGCGCCAGGGCAGCGUGAGCCGAAGCCCCUGCCAUGCGCGCCCUCUUCCCCAGCCAUGCACCAAAGGAAGGAAAGGCUGUCACGGUCCCUGCCACGCCUAGACGCCAGAACGUGGAGGAAAUAACAGUAGAAACGUGGAAAUAACAAAGUACAUUAGAAAGAUAAAAAGAAAUUAUUUAAGACAGUCGAAAGGUGAAAAGAAAUAUAUACAUUGGAAAAGAAGAAAUGUGGAUAUGAUACAGCGGAAAGGAAAAAUAGAAAAUAACAUUGGAAAGGAAGAAAGGAAGGAGGAAAUAACUUAGUACGGUUGAUUGUGAGGAAAGUGAGAGUUUAUGAAUGGUAGAGAAGGUGAAAGGAAAUCGUGUGUGUUCAAAAAUGCUGGAAAACAAUGGAAUAACUGAAUAGAGAUAAAUGAAAAAAAAAGAAACGAAAUAUAUAAAAGCUUUAGGAAAAUAACAUGUCAACGUUGGUAAAUGUUUGAAAAUGAUGAUAAUAAAGAACACAAGAUAUUAUUAGCAUAGAAAAUAACUAACGAAAUACACCACUUUUAUAAAUACCAUAACACAGGAAAGUAACAAUGUAAAAAGUGGAAGGAAUUUUGCAGUAGAAAAGAAAGAAAGAGAAAGAGAGAGAAAGAGAGGGAGCAAGAGAAACAAAACCCCCAAAAACGUACAUAAAAAAUAAAAUAAAAGAAUGUGAAGGAAAUAAUAAAUAAAUGCACGAAGGAAUUGCAGAGUGAGUAGAGAAAUACGUACAUUGUCAUUUUCACUCAAGCGAAGAAACGAACGAAGGAAAAAAAAAAAGAGGAGGAAAUACAGGAAAUAAUACAGAAAGAUCCAUUACUUCCCACUAUGACGAAGGAAAAGUGAAGGCUACGCUGAAUUGUGCAUGUGCGUGUGCGUGUGUGUGUGUGUAUAUGUGUGUGUACGUAUGUGCGUUGCUGACUUGAGAAUGUUAAAGCGAUGAAUCUAAGGGAAUAUUAACUGUGUGUGUCUCUCCCUCUUUAUCAUCGUUACGUCUCUUCGUCUCCCGCACUUCGCCUCUUCCCCCUGCGGGUUUCAGGACACUUUUCUUAUAUUCUGAAGAGUGGCGGUGAGCUGAGAGCCUCGCCACCACCACCACCACCACCACCAUAGCCCCGACAGCCCCCAAGCCCACCGCAGCCAUGACGUGCCACCUCGCCCCUAAUGGCGGGGACCUUCUCGGCCUGCUUAAGAAGUUCAGAGUGACGAAAGAAAACGAGAAGGAGAGCGAGAUCUUCACUCUUGCUAACCUGGACAACGGCUGCAUCAGGAAGUUUAUCGUGAAGAAGGUGGAUGAGUCGGCCUUCCUAGCCUCCAUCAACAGACGCAACAAGGAAGACAGCAAGUCCCUGACCGACGAGAACGAGAACACGGCCGUGGUGGGGCACGAGGAGGGCGGUGACGGGUGCCCGCUGGUGCCGCCCUCCCCCACGUUGCCGCGCCGCAAUGUCCCGGCGGCGCCGAUAGCCAACGGGCACGCCAAGCCAAUCGAGCGAAAAUCGUCUUCCAACUUCAAGCUGGGAUGUGACGACGACUCGGACGACUGUAGCAGCAUGACCGUCGAAGACAAGGAUGACCCCGGCGUAAUCAACCCCGCCUUCACCUACGAGGAGGAAGAAGACGACGACCUCGGGCGGGGCGACGGCUCCACCACCUCCGCCAGGUCGUCCCCGGAAACUUCUCCCUCACCGUCACCUAAACUACAUUUCAGCAGCAUGAGUCCACGGCCGAGCCCGCGGCAAUCGCCGGUGAGUCACCGGUCGGGUAACCUCAGUCACCGCAGCUCCGUGUCCUCCGUCAGGAAGGGCAUUCUUAAGAAAAGCGGCUCCUCGUCCACCAUCAACAUGGAGAUGGUUAAUCUGGGCCUUCAGAACGCCGCCAUCGCCGCCGGCAACGCCGCGAACCUCAACGGGUACCAGCGGGCACGCUUCACCGACCCCUAUGACGACAACUUCGUGCCCAUGGACACUCACCGUUUUGUCGGGAGUGUGUCCCUCCCAUCGUCCCCUCACCUUGCUCACCUCGCACCGAACCCUCCCCUGCACAGCUCUUCCGAAGAGAACAACUACGCCAUGCAGCAAAAGUCGUUGGGUGGCCACCGUGUCAAGUUUAUCCUGGAGACCGGUAAGCCAGACCACGUGCACGGCUCUUACGACGACAUCCGAAUAGAAAAGAUGGAGAGGGAAAGGAUCGAGAGGAUUGAGAGCGGGAAGGACCUGGAAGUGACCAACAUGACGGAUCGGGGAGGCAAGAAGUGUCUGCUGUUCUGCGCUGCUAUGCUGGUGCUGACCGGUGCUGUGAUUGUGGCGGGGCUGUACGGAUCUGGGAAACUCAAAAUAAUCACGGAGUUAGGAGGGCAAGGCAUUACGAGUGGGCUGUCAGGGGGCGCCGCGACCACCCAGCCCCCCACCAGUUCGCCCACCAUAGCCUACGUGCCUAAUGCGAUAGAAGUCAAAUUCAAGAUAGACAACCAUAACUUUACUACGGAUCUAACUAACGUGGACUCCAAGGCAUACAAGACGAUGGUGAAGGACCUUGAGGCAGAGCUCACGAAGAUUCUGUUCCCUGAGCCUGUCCUGCACAAUGGAAAAGCAAACCUCAACCUCAGGAUCAUCAAGUUUGAGCCCGGUAGCAUCAAGUGUACCUUCAGGAUAGGCUGGAGCUUCUUCGAUGAGCAGAAUGAACAGGAGGCACCACUCAACCUCACCAUCAUCCGGGAGAUCUUUGAGAACAGAAUAAACAACAGCUUCGUGUUCCUCCACCAGCAGGAGUACCGUGUGCCGCCAGACUCCAUAGAUGUUGAUCGUUUGGUCGACAAGUGCUACAACAACCAGUCUCUCUGCUCCCAUGGCUGCAAAUUCUCGUAUGAAAAUCUGCGCUUCACCUGCACUUGCCCUGACUACCUGUACUCUAUCAACACCACCACUUGCAUCCAUCCCAAUAAAACCACCACCACAUCCACCACCACAUCCACCACAACCGAGGUUGCCAUCAAAGGAGAUUUCAACCAACUCAUCAAAAAUGUUGGCGGUGCCUUUAUUGCCAUCAAACUUGAGGAUAUUGAAGCAAAUACAGACACAGAGAUUGAAGCACCACCAACAGGGAAGGAAACUGAGGAAGAGAGUGAAACAUCAGAAGACUCUAAAACAGAUGAGCAGCCAAAGCCAGGGGAGGUAAUAGUGGAUGGAACAGCCACUAAUGCAACUGUGAAUGCCACCACUGAUGGACAACUCCCUCCUGUGAAUGUUACAGAGGCCACUACCACUACUACCACCAGCACCACAACCACAAGUACUACCACUACUAGUACAACCACCACCUCCCCUGUCACUGUACCACCAGCCUCCAAUGAAACCAUUACUGAGGUCAGUGCUGAUAACACAACUGAAGCUACCAACAUAAGUCUCAUUUCAACUACAACUGUGGUGGCAGAGACCAAUUCUUCAGCAACAAAAACAACAACAACUGAAACUGUCACCAGCAAAGAGGAGCAACAAACCACAACCUCACAGAAACCAACAUCUGAGGAAGUGACCAUCAUUCAUGAAGGACCUGAACCUGUCCUGCCAGAACAUACAACUAUUAAAACUGAAAAUACUUCAGUGGAUGAAAUUCCAGCCACUAGCACUCCAACUCCAAAUGUUACCAUUGUGGCACAAGAUGUUGCACCUGUCACAACUACAACUGAACCCACAGUAAAGGAGGACAGUGAACCAGAAUCAAAGCCUGAAGAAGCAGUGCCUGGUGUUGAAGAAGUAAGCAACACAACACAUCACAGCAAUGUAUCCAUCAGUACACCAGAAGUUGUCAAUGACACAAUAUCUGAAAUACUUCAAGAGACUUUCAUCAAUAGAAGUGCACUGUUCCCAGAGAACUUUGUGUCUCCUGGGACACGCCUAGAGGACAUCAUGUCCUUUGCAAACAUUCCUGGUAAAGCAAUCAUUGUCCUUGAUCUCUCAGCUCUCAGACCAGGAGAUUCACCAGGAAAUGUUGGCUUGCAGGAAGUAGAGGAUGAAUCAUCACACAAUAAUGUUACUGCUGUUAAUGAAACACAGACCAGCACACCUAUAACAGAAGAGUCACCACUCCACAAUGCCACAACACAUGAUGCAGGCACUAAAGAAAGUGUGAGUGAAGCUACAACUCAGCCAGUUGUUGCUACCAGUGUUACUACUGAAAUUCCUUCUACAUCAACAUCAUCAUCAACAACAACAAGUACUACUACUACUACUGAGAGACAUGUUGUCAUUGUAAAUGCAAGUGAAGUUUCAGCACAUGAAGAUGACUUAGGAAGGGAUACUGGAGAGGAGCAAGUUUCUAAGGAAGUGGUCACCAUUCCUGCUGUUCCCUAUGAAGGCAAUCCAAUCUUUGCCAGCAAAACUCCCCCACCUGUCAGAACCACAACUACCACCACUUCCACUACUCCUCCAACCACCACCACCACUACUACCACAACCACAUCUCCAACCACUACUACCACUACCACAACAACAACACAGCCCUCAGUGAUGACAGAAAACAGCACAACCCCAGCCACCACGACCACCACCCUGGAUUACGACACAAAGGGAGAAGAGGCUCCUGUUGAGAACCGUGACACUUCCAUCCUUGACAUUGCCUUCAUUGCUAGCUCAGACCUCAGCACCAUGGCAAGAAACACCUCCCAUGACACCCCAGCUGCCACCACCACUGCUCCCACCACCACCACCACCACCAUCACCACCACCACUGUCAUAGAAGGGAUUACAAACACAUCACAAGAGUUUCCAGGAACAAAUGUGACUGCCAUUGAUACAACCAAAGAUGACCCAGCACUGGUUCAUAUUAAUAAAGAGGUGGCUGCAACCUCUACCAGUGCUCCUCCAAAGGUGUUGUGUCAUGAAGACCAGGUGGAGUGCAUCAAUGGAACCAGCACCUGGGGACGCUGUAUUCCACGGAACUCCAGGUGUAACUCUGUCCCUGACUGUUCUGACAAGUCUGAUGAGCUGGACUGCAAGGAGAAUAAUUGCUUCGGCAACUUCCAGUGCCGGGACGGGGAGUGCAUUGAGCGGCUCUAUGUAUGUGAUGGAGUCACCAAUUGCCAGGAUGGUGAUGAUGAGCUGAAUUGUGAGUCAUGGCAGUGUAAGGAGGAUGAGCUGAAGUGUGGGGGCAACUCUCCUUCCCCGUGCAUCCCCCUGUCCCUGCGGUGUGACGGCCAGCCAGAUUGUAUCGAUCACUCAGAUGAACUCAAUUGCACGGACGUGUGUCGCAGUGAUGAGUUCCACUGCAGCGAGGGCUGGUGCAUCCCCCACGUGCGGACUUGUGAUGGCCGCCCAGACUGUCACAAUGGGGAGGAUGAAAAGAAUUGUGAUUGUUCUGGACUGGACGAAACUCAGUGUGCCGCUGGUGGGUGUGUGCCAACCUUCCACCUGUGUGAUGGCCUACGGCAGUGCCACGACGGAUCAGAUGAGUGGAACUGUGUCAGGAUAGACAACAGCACCCGCCAGCUGGAAGUCAGGAGUGGCAAGAAUCGGUGGAGUGCUGUGUGUGGUGAGGGUUGGACCAGCAAAUGGACUGACCAGGUGUGUCAGCAGCUGGGUGGCUCAGCCUCACUCAGCACAGAGAUGAGACGAGUGUCGGAGUCCGUGCCACGGCCAAGGGUGCAGCUGCUACAGAAGGCAGUGUCAGGCGGCUACACACCCCUGCAGUUUGUUCUCAAGUCUGACUGCUCCAGUGACACUCUGGUGCAUCUUUCUUGUGAAGAGCACUCAUGUGGGUCUUGGAGCCUCGGGGAUGAUAUCCUGGAGGAACACCAGUUGUCAACCAAUACUCGGCCCCCAGCCACAGAGGGACAGUGGCCCUCAUUGGCACUCCUACUGAGGACACAUCCCAACAAAAAUGACACUCAUGCCCAAGGCCAGUUUUGCUCUGCCUCUAUUGUAGCACCCAGCUGGAUCUUAGCAGCAUACAGCUGUCUUUCCUCAAAAGAAAAUGGUCUGGAUUUGGGCACCUGGGCUGUGGCUUCAGGCACUGCCUCCCCCACUGCCUCAACACAGUUCCAUUACGUGGGGAAGAUUGUGCCCUUCCCUGGCAGAGUGCGGACAGGUGGCCUGUGGACAGGUGAUGCGGUGCUGCUGCGCCUGACUGAGCCACUUGACCUUGGGCCAAACUCUCAGCCAGUGUGUGUGCCAAACACUCCUCCAGUCAACACUGCACAGUGUGUGGUGGCAGGCUGGAGACGCACUGAUGAAGGUGUGGGAAGUCAGAGUCAGUUCUUGCAUCACCUGCCAAUGCCCACCCUUGCCCUGGAUGCCUGCAACACCACCCACUACCCAGGCCGCCUCAACCCUACCCACACCUGUGUUGGCUUCUCUGAUGCCCAGCAUGCACCCUGCCAUGGUGAUGAGGGCAGCCCACUCAUGUGCCGCAGUGAGACAGGGGCAUGGCGCCUGGAGGGGCUGCUCACCCACCAUACAUGCUACGGCCGUGCACGCCACCCGGCCAUCUUCACUGCUCUCCAUGCCCUCCAGCCCUGGCUCAACAACACCAUUGGCACUCCCCAUGUCCCCAAUGGAGCAUCCACCUCAACCACCACCACCACCACUACUUCAACUACAACUACUCCCACCACCACAACUACUACUUCAACUACAACCACUCCCCCCACCACUACUGUUGGUUCUACUACUACUACUACUACUACUAGUGAUGCUACCACCUCCACCUCAACAACCACCACUUCUCCUACUACCACUACCACACCACCACCUGGUGAUGGUACUGGGUCUGCUAAUUCAACAGAUCUAGAAGAAGCUCUUCCACCUCUCUCCUCCCCAGGGAUGGCUCCUCUAUAGCGACCGAUGGGCCGUAGCGGUGCAGUGUUGUGAAAGGUGCCAUAAGUGCCGUGAAUGUGCUAUGAUAUGUGCUAAACCAUUAUAGAAUCUACAAAUGAUAAUAUUAUAGUAUCUUGAAACUUUCUGUGAUCUUAGAUUUGUUGUAAUGUAGAAAAUAGACAAGAUAAUAUUUAGCAUUGUUGACUCUUGUUAAGAACAGGAUGUCCCAGGAGCAGGACUGGCUAGUGUCAGCAUCCUGGAAAGUGUGAUGUGGAGUGCAGAGGUACAUGUGCCAAGCAUACCAAUGUGUGCUGCCUGUGUGGUGCCUCGGGAGUCGGUCUUCACAGUACGUGCGUUAUGCUCCAUGGUGCUGAGGAUCACAAGAGAGAGAACAUGUGUUGAAAGCAUAACUUGCUGAAUUGUCAAGCUGCAACACUAUGAAGAGUUCAAUGAGUGUUGAAUUUCAAGAAAAUGUAAACUCAGUUAUCCUUAUAAGGUGACAAGGAACUGUGAUGUUUCUGUACAGUAGAUUGUAUAGUGUGGUGACUUUCAGCAUUACGUUCAUUUAUCAGUGAUAAAUGAGGACAUGCAGUCUUAUCCAUAAUGCAAAAAAAGUCAGUGUGUUGUUUCUCACAAGCAUCAAACAGAUGACUCCAGUAUUGAUGACAUUUGUUGUAGAAUUCAUGCUUUUGUGAUAAAGAAAGGUUGUUGUGAAAAGUGGAACAAUGUAAAUAACAAUAGCAACCAAAAUAUAUAUACAUAGAUGAACUAUAGAGCGAGACAAGCUGCCCAGCUGUAUAGUGCAGUGGCCUCUUUGUCCGAGAGUGAGCAGUGUGAGUGUCCUGUGUAGCCCAGCAGAGCCACUGGUUCCUUGAUCACACGGGUAUGAAUCAGUCACUAGCAUACCAUAGUGUAGUGUUGCGGAGCCUCCAGAGCUGGGCCCCAAUGGGCUGCCGUCCAGUCAGACAAAGUGAUGAGAGUCCAGAUUGCCGGAAUUUUGUUUAUGCUCCUGCUUUGGUGUGUGGGAGUCAGGCUGUGGCUUGGGUCCAGUGCUUACUGAUGUGAUGCAUUCAUGAUUCAGCAGAGGAAUGACAAUUCAUGAAAAAGGAAAUAUGGAUAGCAUGAGGCAAAAGCUAAACAUUGAUAUUAAAAUAAUGGACUCUGGUCCUUGUUGUUGGUCCCCUUUGUCAGUGAUGGACUGAAAAUGUGACCAUAUUCUAUGUAAGACCUUGUUAUUUCAUAAAGCAGAUGUAACAAGAGCAUGUGGAGUGAUGAUAUACAUACAUGAUCAGCUGCACAGCAUUGACAUGAAUGGACAGCUGUGUAAUAGUGAUAAUGCAUGGACAGAUGGGAUGCUUCACAAGACUAAACGGUUCCUAGUGCUGCUUUCAUGGCUGCUUCUGUGGUGCCCAGUGACUAAAAUUUCAUACGUAGUAUUUUCUCACACAGAACCUCCCAUUUAUAAUGCAUUUAAGUUUGCCAUGUCUUGAAUAGAAAAAGUACAUGCCUUUUGUUACAGGAAUGAGAGCAGCAGAGGCAGUGACUGGAGAUGUGUGUAGCAUUCCUCUCAGCCACACUGGGUGACACUUGGGGACCUGUCUGCCUGGCACUCUUGGGCAGGCUGUAGAGCUGACCAGCCUAGAUUAGUUUCCUGACUAGCUCGGACCACAAGACAGUAGUGUGUGUGUGUGUGUGUGUGUGUGUGUGUGUGUGUGUGUGUGUGUGUGUGUGUGUGUGUGUGUGUUUCUAUGUGUGUGUGUGUUUAGCUGGAUCUCAUGCCAGCCCUUACCACAGCUCACAUUCAGUUAUUAUUGCCGUAAAUAAGUGCUGAGAAAGACAGUAUGUACGUAGUAAUGGACGGCUCACAGGCCCCUCUCUUGAGCUUCCACCUUAUAUAUAUAUAUAUAUAUAUAUAUAUAUAUAUAUAUAUAUAUAUAUAUAUAUAUAUAUAUAUAUAUAUAUAUAUAUAUAUAUUAAACGUUCCCCAUGCUCAUCAUGUAAAUGUAAAUAGACUUGUAUAUUACUUGGGUAUUACCAUACCCACUUUUGAAAGUUUUUCAUCUAUACGAUACUUACUCCUUCCAUGUAUCUCAUAACAGCAGCUACAUACGUAUAGUCUAACAUUUGUAAAGGAGAGGAAGAUGAAUGUGAUAUUACUAAGACUGGAGAUUUUGGUGUCUUCCCUUGUAGAAGAAGAGCUCAAACUAGUGUAGUUUCAACUUUGGUGUCUGGGGCAAGAUUCAAGCAGUUCCUGUCCCUUCCACUACUUCUUGUUGACAUGCUACUGUGACUCAUACCUUAGACAUUGUUUUGCUUCCAAGAGAGAGAGAGAGAGAGAGAGAGAGAGAGAGAGAGAGAGAGAGAGAGAGAGAGAGAGAGAGAGAGAGAACAUGUUUUACAUAUCAUCAUCAUAUACAUUUUGUUUCAUGGUUUUACAGUCUUCUUUCAUCCAUUUAUUAUUUUUUUUUUUUUUUCAUAUCCAAGUUCAUGUCUUCUUUCUUUUUUAUUUCUUCUUGGUCACAGUCAUGUUCUUUUUACUACCUACAUGUUCUUCUUAUUUUAUUCUUGACACAAUUUACUUUGAGCAUGUGGCAUUUCUUUUUUUUAAUUACAUCUAUCACUAAUAACAAAUUUCAAUAAUGUAAAAUUUCCUUAUUUGGCACAUUUAAGCUCAGAACAUAAUGCUGUCAAUACAUUUUUUAUCCUAUUUUCUUUAGGAUACAAAAUUGAUAUUGACUUUUAUUUUCAAGUCAUUUUUAGUUAAUGUUUCCAGUCAAUUUGAAUUUUAUUAAUUAAAAAAAAUAAUGAACAUAUUUACUUAAUUGUUGCAUUAUCCUUUUGUUUUACCACAAUCUGAGCUCCAGUAUGUGUGUCUUUCUGACUUAUUUAUUCAAUCAUUGUUGUUAGGGAUUUAUUCAGUCAUUGUUGUUAGGGGAACCAGAGAAAAUUAAAUACUGUGAAGUGCCUUAACUUAUAAAGACAAGCUAGUAUUACUUUAUCAGAAGAACCAACCAACUCUCCUAACCAACUAACUAUGUAACAUUAACCUGAGAGUGCACCUCAGCACUGUCAUUAUUAUUAUUAUUAUUAUUGUUAAUACAUUAUGAUUGUACAGCUUUGACAAUGAAGAAAAUUAGAAAAAUGCCAUAUAGGUAUACAUAUUAUAAUACAUGUACAUUUUUUAUAUGUACAUUAUCAUGAAUACUUUCCAUCACAUUGUUUGUACUGAUUUCCUAAACACACACUUUAUUCUCAUCCUUGUAUAGUUUACGCAAAUUACAAAGAAAUCGUUAGCUUGUCGGUGUUUGUCUUAUUACUCUUUUUACUUGCUUUCGUUGUUUUGCAUUUUCCUUUGUUCUUUCUCAAUUCUGACUGAGACCUCUUCCACCGCAAGCUGCCAAGUCAGUUACUCAUCUUGCCCAGCAUUUGUCAACUAGAGCAGAAACUGUUUGGAAAAGGAAGCACACAGAAAAAAAAAAGAGCUACAUCCAGAUAAUUUUUGUAACCAAGAUUCAAGGAAGGAUUGGAACUUUCUGGAGCCUCGGAGCAAGAUGUGAGCAAGACGCAAAGCUCCAGAAUUUUGCGCGGCGGCCAAAGAAGGUGUGCGGGUCUGGCAACACCAGAACCCGGUAGUGUAAGGUGCCAUGUAAACCAAUCAUCCCAAAUAAAACUUUCAUGCAAA
Molecule: messenger RNA, 10838 nt
Organism: Portunus trituberculatus (swimming crab)
Lineage: Eukaryota; Metazoa; Arthropoda; Malacostraca; Decapoda; Portunidae
Product: mucin-5AC-like
Exons: 24
Coding region: 1487-7177 (1896 amino acids)
Biological process (GO): proteolysis
Cellular component (GO): membrane
Molecular function (GO): protein binding; serine-type endopeptidase activity
Source: RefSeq, a predicted model, not a curated record